UUACCAUGUUGCAGCGGAAACAAAAUGGCGACAGAUGUAGUGGUUGUCAGUAAAUUGCCGCUAUGCUGAGGGUUUUCAUGUUCUUAUACUGCAUCUUAUUUGUGAAUGGAUUGACUUGCCCACCAUCAUGUGAACCCCCUGUAAAAGGGAGUGGCUGCAAGGCAUAUACUAAAAAUGCAGUGUGCAGCCAAGAUGUUAAGGAUAUCAGCACGUCUGAGGCUCAUUGUGGCUGCUUGUGGCAGACAUAUAUACAAACUGUAGAACCAGAAGCAAAAGUUAUCUUUACUGAUGAAGGGAACCAGUGUUAUACAUGGGCAGCAAAGCUUUGCUCAAUCCUUGAAAAGAGUGAGAAAUCUCUACUCUUACGAAAGAAAAAACCAGAACUUACUGUAUUUCGAGAAGCAGCAGAUUUAAAAGACAUUCUUAGACGAAUCCAACACCUGGAAUCAGUAAACAUUGUAGGGGGACAUAGGACAGAAAAAGCUAAACAUAGACGCAGAAAUGGUGUUGGUACACUUUCAAAAGAAACAGAAAGACUGUUGAACAAAGAAAAACAAGAUUUGAUAAAUUCACAUAAAGAUACAUUUAAACAAAAGGAAAAGGACAAGGAGUCAAAAGUAAUGGCUGUGAAAGGAAAACAUAUCAACUUUAAUAAAAUGCACAGAGACUUUAAGAAUGAGCACAAAAACAGAAAUGAAAUUGAAAGGGAGUUUAUUGGAAAACCUGGACAAAGUCGAAGUGCAUCGUGGGUUGAAAUAGUACCAGAGAGAGCCACUGUAAUACCCGCAGUCACUCCUGUUAUAACUGCUGCUUCAGUCGAGAAUAUAUAUAAGGUCAGACGACAUUGGAUUGAUUUAGAUAUGCCAGUAGAUCAGUUUAAGCUCGGUGUGUUCAUGAUCAUUUUACUGCUCAACUUACUUGUUGUUGUUGUCUUAAUUUUCUGCAGGGAUUCAGGCAGUGACAAAAAACAUACAGAGACAAAACCACAAGGUGACUUACAUGAAAGUGUAUAUUAUCCUGACUCACCAGAGGGGAAGCCAGGACAAGCAACUCAAAAGAAAACACAGUCCCCUAUAAGUAAAUUCAUUGAUUCCUUCAAAAAGAAGCAUGGCAGGAACAGAUCAAAUGCCUCAAAUAAGUAUUUACAAAUGAUGGAGGUAAAUCCAGAUGAUUUCACUUCAAAUAGAAAUGCAUACUCUAAAGUACAGAAAAAUUCACCUUUUAUUGAUGCAAGAAUGAGCGAGUCCCCUAGAAAGAUAUCACGUGGGUUAUAUGAGAACAUUGAUGAGGAACCAGAUAGUUUUCUGGAUCAUACAUAUGAGGAGCCACUUCCUGUAUUGUCCAGUCGGUCAGAUUCUAGAGAAUUUCACAAAAGGAAAUCUAGUCUAAGAUCAGACAGUGUGUCAGAGGAAGGUUCUUCACCAACCAAGUAUUUCCCAAGAGACCUCGGUGCCAGUGGUAAAACUGUAGCAUUCGCCUUACCCCCUGGUACUUAUCUUACGUUACAGGACAGAGUAGGUACAGAAAUUGAUGGUAGUACAAACAUCGAGCAGGAAACGUCGUAAAAAGGGACUCAUGAUGCCAUUCAGAAUGAGUUGCAAAUAGAUAUUGACUGUGAUAUACUCUUUAUAACUGUGAUAUACUCUACACAUGUGUACAAAUAGUAUCAGUGUUUGCUUGUAGAACAAUGCAGCAUGUCACUCUAAUUUGUCUUCCAGCAUUUAUUAAUUCAUCUCAUGUGAGUGCACCGUUCUCAAGGUUGAGCUAUUGUGAUCACAUUUUGUCUGAAGCAUUUCUUGCAUCAAGACACUUAUAUAUACUGAAUGCAUAUAAUAACUGAAGAAGUUUUCAUAUGUACGGACACUCCGUAUGGGUUUUAAUUUAUCCAACAUACAAAACUUUUUCGCCUAUUUGAAAAUAUAGUACUGCAACAAAUUGAAGUUUCAAAUGAGGUUGUAGAAAUUUAGCGGUGUGCCGUAACCAUGGAAACAGCUACGGAAGCUGGUACAUGCUGAAACUCAAACUUUCCAUUGUCAUAUUUCAAAAGGUAGUAGAGUAAGAAACUUGCUUUUAAUUCCUAUUUUCAUUAAGUUAUGACUACCUUUGUUUUCAGAAAUUAUAUUCUAAAUAUUUUACUUAAUUUCUUAA
This is a messenger RNA of Mercenaria mercenaria, 2148 nucleotides long. RefSeq lists its product as uncharacterized. The transcript is spliced from 13 exons. NCBI's taxonomy places the organism in Eukaryota, Metazoa, Mollusca, Bivalvia, Venerida, Veneridae. The coding region runs from base 63 to 1565 and encodes 500 amino acids. The record is from RefSeq and is a predicted model, not a curated record.